AUAACCUACGGGUAUACGUGAUACACGAGUUCCACGAAAUGAAUGAUGAACAGGGACAAGAUCUGGAUUUUGAUGAUAAAAUUCUGCAAGAAGAACAAGAUAUUUCUACAGCAGAUGCUGUUUCGUUAUUUAAUACAUCACUUGCUAAAGCACUAGCACAACAGAAGGAAGACAUUCUGGGAGAAAUACGCAAAACUCAGUCUGCCGAACCAGUACCUCCGGGACCUUCUACUAGCGUGAAGUUUCAUGGGACACAAUACAACGAUUCACAUAUAGAGAUAAGAAAUUUUCUGGAUACAAUGAAGAGAUUCUACAAAUCAUCAAGAGCAGCAAAUCAGACCAACAAAAAAUACAACGAAUAUUUCAAGAAGUUCAAAGAAUGGUGCAUCGAAAAUCAUUGUCAAUAUCUACCUGCACUGUUCUAUCGGUGGCCGUGUAUUUAAAUGGAUUAGUGCAACAAUCAGUGUCAUAUUCAGUUUUGUGUGCUCAUUUUUAUAGCAUUAAGUGGUUUCACGAUCUAAGCUUGUUAAAAAACCCAUGUGACGACAAAUUAUUCCAAAUGAUGAUGUAAGGAGCCAGGAGGAUUCUUGCAAGGCCUACCGUUAAAAAAGAACCAAUUACUGCAACGCAUCUACAGAAAAUCAUCCAGAAGUUCGGAAAUGAUCGUACACAUUUACCAAAUGUAAGAUUAUGUACAAUGAUGUUGUUAGCGUUUGCAGGAUUUCUACGCUAUAGUGAGCUGGCAAAUCUUAAAAUGUACAACGUAAAAUUUCAUGACAGUUAUGUGAUUGUGAAUGUCGAACGCUCCAAGACCGAUAUUUAUAGGCGUGGAAAUUCGUUGCAUUCCAUACUUAUCACGUGAUUACAUACUAUAUAUAUCCUCACGCUAUAACCUACGGGUAUACACGUAUAUUUAAAAAUGAGAUAAACAUUAUGCAUUUGAUAUUUUAUGUAUGUUUACGGUUCUGAAUGUAUUGAUUAAUGAAAAAAUUAUUUAUAGUAGACUGAAUCAAUAUUAUAAUUAUAUAAGGCAAUGCAAAACAAAAGGUUAUAGCGAGUACCAUUCCUAACAUAUGAGUUCUUUUCAUUGCUCUCAUACUUAUAUAAUUGUUUUAUAUUCGGACGAACAUAGUGAAGGAGAAUAUAAGUCAACAGAUACUCGAGCAAUAGACAUGUAGGACUAUAUGUAUAUAUAUAUAUAUAGAGAGAGAGAGAGAGAGAGAGAGAGAGAAUAGCAUACAUGUAUGACAAUGGCAGUUAAACAAAGUGAGCAAGAGUAACAGACAGAUUAGAAAAAUAAUGUAGAGUAAAUAAAUUAAGAUAACAGAGUGACAGUCCAGC
Molecule: messenger RNA, 1341 nt
Organism: Saccostrea echinata
Lineage: Eukaryota; Metazoa; Mollusca; Bivalvia; Ostreida; Ostreidae
Exons: 2
Coding region: 39-443 (134 amino acids)
Source: RefSeq, a predicted model, not a curated record